Molecule: messenger RNA, 10091 nt
Organism: Diabrotica virgifera virgifera (western corn rootworm)
Lineage: Eukaryota; Metazoa; Arthropoda; Insecta; Coleoptera; Chrysomelidae
Product: Krueppel-like factor 6
Exons: 2
Coding region: 74-1219 (381 amino acids)
Biological process (GO): regulation of transcription by RNA polymerase II
Molecular function (GO): DNA-binding transcription factor activity, RNA polymerase II-specific; RNA polymerase II cis-regulatory region sequence-specific DNA binding
Source: RefSeq, a predicted model, not a curated record
UUUAAAAUGAACGUAUUAACGUAUUUGAUUGUCUCUUGGGUGUAAUAAGCACAUGGUAUAAACUGAUAUACUCAUGAACAGACAGAAUUUUAUCCAAAACGAUGUAUGUGUGUGUAUCAAUCAUUACUACGAGCAUUUAGUGUGUUGGCUGUUGGAUGAUUGUGCUGACUGUUGUGGUCAACAAUUUUGUUUGUGCAUUAUUAUUCGGACAUUAAUUUAUUACUUAUUGUAUGCGAAGAUGGCAACUGUUCAAAGGGAGACUUGUACUCUAGAAGCAAAUGUCCUAGAAAACGCUUUAGAAUUUUCACUACUUGAUCUCUUCGUUCCUUUAGAGAAUAUGGAAUCUUCAAACUGCAGUAAAUAUUAUGAUGAAGUUCAGAAAAAGGAAUAUCCAUUCCUCAACGGUGACGACAAGUUCUUAGACAGUAUCAUUAAAGACAUCUUUAAUAACGACGACCACCUAUUAGAAGAAUCUAUAUCCGAUGAGAAUUUUUCUCACUUUGACGAUCUCAGACUCUUUGAUUCAAGCAGCAUAUCGGUAUUAGGAGUAAAUCUGGACUUACAUUCCAAUGAAACGAAAUCCAAAGAAUUAGAUUUAUUUGACGACUGUAUUAACCUAGAUCUUGAUCUAGAAAUAACUAAUUCUAGAGUUAAUGACGUGCUCCCCCUGCCAUUCGAAAUCAAUAUGGAGAAUAACCCUUCUGAACCUUUGGGUAUCUUCGAAAUGUUUCCACACAUGAACGACGAGAGAAAUAGAAGGCGACGGAACCUCCUCUACGAAACCACGUGUAAAAAGACACCGAAAGAUCCUCCGAGUGAAGGUAAACACUUUGUCCAGAGUCCUCAUGCUUUAAUCACCCACGACUAUACUCAGAAAAGAGAAGAAGAUAAAUAUUUCUCGUGUCCCAUUGCUAACUGUGAAAAAGUAUACGCCAAAGCAUCUCAUCUCAAAGCUCAUCUCAGGAGACACUCCGGGGAGAAACCAUUCAUCUGCAACUGGUUGAACUGCACUUGGAGAUUUUCAAGGUCUGAUGAACUCGCUAGGCAUAAACGUUCUCACUCAGGAGUUAAACCUUACAAGUGCGAACUUUGUGAAAAGGCUUUUGCAAGAUCUGACCAUCUGUCUAAACACAAAAAAGUCCAUAAGAAAAAAAUGAGUCAAUAUGGAACAUACCACAUAAGAAAACGUGCAAGAUAUAGUGUGUUAGGGGAGAUAUAGUACUGAAUAAACUUAAGUGACUUUUUCAAAGAUAUUGCUGGUCAAAAAUCCGGACACCUUCAAAUUUUUAAUUUUGGUUCUAAUAAUAUUGCAAUGAAACUAAAAAAUUUUAAGUAGGUAAAGUAAAUUGAUUUCUUAGCAUUAUUCUAUGGAUUCAUUGCUUUGGACUGAAACAUUAAAAUCCCUGAUAGUUAAAACAUUAAAAUCACUGAAACAUUAAAAAGUUCCUGAUAGUUAGGAAUUUAGUUUUUGUGACUAUUGUCAGUCCUUAAUGUAAUUAAUAAAUUACUUUUGCUUGUGUAAAAUGAGACCUGGUCUGAGCAAAAGUAGUGAUUAUUUAUUUUAAUAGUUUUCUAGAUUGCCAUUGCCUUAAAUUUAACCUGUAAGAAUUUAAAAAGUGCUGUGCGUGAUUCGUUUAUAAUAACUAAAAUUGAUCCUAAAACAGAAGAAAAUCGUCAGCUCAAACAGGAUGUACCCGUAACGCUUCAAACCCCACAUCGUUGUUUUUUAUAUACUUUUAAACAAUUUCAAAUAUUUUCGGAAAAAAUAUUGGAACAAAAUCCAAUAUUGAUUAGUCUGAUAGAUAGAUAGAUUUCCUGCAACAACAGUCUGCAAUCGAUUAAGUACAAGAUAAUUAAUUUUAAUAUUUAUCAUCUCAAAUUAAAUGUCAUAUCUAUCUAUAGCCCCGAAGACUGGGGCUAUAGAUAGAUAUGGCAUUUAAUUUAAGGACGGACAUUUAACAAUUAAGGAGGAAUGAGAGGCAUUCUACGAACAGUUGCAAACCAUCCUGGAUUAAAUACCUCAUGAAGAACCCUUAAUUCUUAUGGAUGACUUUAAUGCACGAAUCGGAAAUGAAAUAGUUCCAGGAAUAAAACAAAGAUUAAAUGAAAACCAUGUCAACGCAAAUGGAGAACUCAUGGCUAAUAUCUUUGCUUUUAAUGAACUGAAAAUCAAUAAUACAUUUAAUGUCCGACUGGUAUAUUAUUUGACAAAUAAUGACAUGAUUUCGAAGUCAGUUAAGUAUGAUAUAUAAUGCCCUAGGCCCCUGUUAGACCCCAGCAUUAAAUUUAAAUAACUAGUUAAAUACUGUAAAGUUGACAAAUAACAACCUAAGUAAAACUACGGUUACCACAAUUACGUUACGACUAUUGCUGGUAAAUGUACUUAUUUAAAGACUAAUUAAUUCAAAAUUCAUUCAAAUUUUUUGCAUAUAAAAAAUAAUUUAGUCGGACAUUAAACGUUGAAGGCACCACGGGUAUUAUACAUAAUAACGCUUUCGGUCAACGUAUAUCCCUCGGGCCAAAGGCCCUCGGUAUAUACACCAUUGACCUCAAGCGUUCUUAUCCUUAUAAUACCCUUGGUACCUUAAUAACUAUUUCGACUAUAAGCUUCAGUAUAAAUAUAGGUACGUUUGAAAACUCCAGAGGGCACAAAUCUAUGAUUGAUUUUUUAGUCACUAAUAGAAAAAUCCACCCAAAGCAGAUUCUAGAUAUUCUAACUUUAAACUCAGCAGACGCAGGGAGUGAACACAACCCAGGCAACCAAACGACGUUUUUAUAACGUAGAUAACACGUCAUAAAAAUGACCAAUUGACGUGUUUCUGUGACGUAGUAGUGACGUUGAAAAUCACGUGUAUUUGUCUCAUCGAUUUGACGUCAUAAUUGUGACGAUUUUAAAACGUAAUCGUAUCUACGUUUUUUUCACGUCAGUAAAAUCACGUCUUUAAUACUUUCAAAAAGUGACCUCUUUCAGAUGUUUCAAAAUAGUAUAAAAAAUAGGUACAUAACAUGAAACCUAUAGGCCUACGUCCCAUGUGUCGAAGAUAUAAGUGCUACCACUUGUUUAGAUCGCUUGUGCGCUAGGCUAGAAGCAACAUUGAUUCUGCAUGCUUUUACCAGCCCUCACAUUAUAGAAUUUUCACUAGUUAUAAUAUACCUACUUACUGUGUCAAAACUGAAACAACUAAAAAUAUGAAACUAAUAAAUAAUUUAUUAACAAAUUAUCCAGCAUACUUAAUAUCUUAAUUUAACGCUGUCUUAAUACCUUCAUUUAACGCUUAAUUAAAAACAAAUAAACAUAACCUCAGAUAGUUGACAAGAAGAAUUACUGCAUUAAACUAACUCACUGAGCAAAUACGCAUAAAAAUCUCUUAAUUAACACGUUUCUUUAACUAAAUAUAUAAAUGAAAAAUAUUAUUUUAUCACACAAGACACAAACCGCCUAAACAAUAAAUGAGAAAUUUCUUAUGAACAUUUAGCGUUACCUAUACCUAAACAAAAUUGUUUGGAGUCAAUACAAACAAGCAAGCUACUCCCAAUUUUGUGACGUCAGACUUAGGCUGUCUGAAAUUAAAACGUUUUUUAAACGCAAUUUUAACGUCAUUAAUCUUACGUAUUUAAAAUCACCUACAAAAGACGUCUAUAUGACGUAAUGUUCAAACACGUGUUAUAUUCAACCAAAAACUGACGUUUUCUCAACGUUAUAUGACGUCACUUGGUUGCCUGGGAAACUAGUCCUAGCAAAAAUAAAAAUGAAACUGACACCAAAACAUUUUCUACAGGAACUCACCGAGGAAAAAUUCAAUGUAGAAUCACUGUGGAACGACUCUACAAAAGAAAUGUACCAAAAGAGGCUAGAAUAGAAAAUACAGCUGAAACAAAUAGACGACAUGGAAGAUAUAAAGGUGAACUGGGAGAAAAUUAAAAACAACAUUGAAGAGGCAGCAACAGAAGCUCUAGGAAUGGUUCAGAAAAGAAAAAAAAAGAGAAACGAGAGGCCUACUCGAAGUAUAAAACAUCAAAUACUCCAGAAUCCAGAGACACCGAUAGAAGAAAACGAAAUGAAACAAAGCAGUUGGCAAGAAGAACAAAAAUGAACACUGGGAACAUUUUACAAAAAGGAUGGUACAGAAAAAUAAAUAUGGAGAUUCAUAAGAAACCAACGGAAAGAAAUGGCAGAAUUGAAGGAAUACAAUAACAUAACAGCAAAAGAAUGGGAAAGAUACUUGACGGAACUGUUUAAAAGAAAGGAAAAUAAUAAUCAACACAAUAACGUACCUGAAUUAAGACACGAAAUAGAAAUCAGUUUUCAGGAAGUAGAGAUAGCCAUAAAUUAACUCAAAAAUAGAAAGUUACCAGGACCAGACGGAAUAACAAAUCAGAUUCUAAAAGACGGAGGAGAAAGUAUAACCCUAGAGAUGACAAAACGUAUACAAAAACUAAUAUUGCACUGCAAGAUACCAGACGCAUGGAGAAACAGCAUAAUGAUACCAAUGUUCAAGAAAGGAGACAAAGAAGACCCCAACAAUUAUAGACGUAUAAAUCUACUGAACACGGCACUUAAGCUAACCACAAAAGUCUUAACCAAGAAAAUCAAUAAACUAACAACUUUAUCAGAUGAACAACAAGGAUUCUGAUCCGGAAGAUCCUGCGUAGACGCCGUAUUUGUACUGAUACAAAUCACAGAAAAGGCGAUCGAGUACAAUAAACCAGCAUAUUUAUGUUUUAUAGACCUGAAAAAAGCUUUCGAUCGCAUCCAAGUCGAAGACGUCUUACACCUACUGUAUAGAAGAAACAUACCAACCAAUAUUAUACAAACCAUCGAAAACAUCUACUUCCAUAAUCGAAUACAGGCAAAGAAAAAUGGAAAACUAACACAGUUUAUAUAGACCAGGGCGCAUCUGUAAAAAUAUUAGUACAUUUGGACGUUGAGAGGUGACUCAAUUUUUUUUGCAGAAAUUGCUUGAAAAAAAACCCAAAUAAUAAUAAUUGAGUUAUCCUCCCUCUCAAAAAGGUCCGGAACAUUGUUUAAAUAAUCAAAAUGUCAAAAAAUGAAUGAAAAAUUCGAUUUUUUUUCUUCGUUUUUGAUUAUAACUUUAAGAGUAUUCAUUUUCGAGAAAAGUUGUACUGACAUAAAAGUUGCGUAAUUAAAUUUCCUACAAUAUAUAAUUGGUUAAAAAUUUAAAAAAUAGUCAACCUUGUUGCAAAAUAGCAAUAAUUGCGAAAAAACCAUACAAAAACAAGUAUUAGCAUUUUACGUUUUUCAACCAUUUAUGCUAAACUUAGGACCUUCAUAUUUCAACCAGAAAAACUUUAUGAUACAGUAAAACAGUACUGUAAAUUUCAUUAAGAUCGGUUCAAUAGAUUUUGCAAAAUAAAUUUUGCAAUCCAGCUUCCGCAAAAAAAUUCAUUUUUUCAAAAUGUUACAGGACUGAAAAUAAAGCAGAUAGCAAGUUGAAAUUUUUUUGGCGUAAAGAAGUGUACUGUACCUUUCAUUUGCAAUUUGCAAAAUUAAAAUCGAUUAACUACCACGGCGUCAGGAAAUUUUUUAAACAAAAAUUAAUUAUUGGUGCUACGCGCAGGACAGCGGAUAGUUUGCUCUGAUUGGGCAUUCCAAUGACCUUUGAUAAUGAUUGAUACAUUUUAAUUUUUAUUACAUUUCGAUAUAAAUAAAUAAAUUUGUUUAUUGCAAAAUAAAAACAUACACUUUAUCUUUUGAAAUACUUACUUACUUUCCGUGUCCGGAACACCAACAACUUUAAAUUCUGUAUUUCCAAUGGUUGGCCACAUAGAUGGCCCUGUCAUUUGCUAUAAUUAAGUCUUGUUCUGUGCAGGUCUCUCUCAUCUCUGUGCAUGAUAGUAGAUGCCGGCUGGUCUGAACCGCGCCACAGUCGCAGGUAUCGUCCUCCUGGUAUCCCCAUUUUUUCAGGUUACUAGCACGUGAAACGCCGGUUCUUAGUCUGUUUAGCGCUUUCCAAGUCGGAUACGGUAAAUUGUGUCCAGCAGCCAUUUCCUCCGAGGGAGGAAAAUGUGUCGCGGUAGCUGACGCUUGCCAUAGGUGUAUUCGGCGCGUCUCUGGCGCUUCGGGGAUGGAUCUUGAUGUUUUCAGGAAGCUUUUCCGAGAUCUUAGUCUGCUUGGCUGAGUUUGGUGGUAAUAUAAGGGGUGUCUUCGGUCCGUCUCCUGCUUUUUCCGUUCUACCUCUGACGUGACCUUCCUCCUGAUAGGUGGUGGAGCAAUUCCAGCAAUGGGGUAUACCUCUUCGAUAGGUGUCGGUUUCAGGCAACCCGAUAUUAUACGGACCGUUUCAUUUAGAGCCACGUCGACAUUCUUUGCGUGAGCGGAGUUUGCCCAUACUGGUGCUCCAAACUCCGCGGCCGAAAAACAUAAUGCCAAGGCAGAAGUGCGGAGAGUGUGUGGUUGUGCUCCCCAUUUUGUAUUAGUUAGCUUGCGGAUGAUAUUAUUUCUGGCACUUACUUUCUUCUUGACAUCUUGACAGUGGUAUCGGUAAGACAGAGUUCUAUCCAGACGGACGCCAAGGUAUUUUGGCGUCUUGUUGUGUUCCAUCAUCUGACCACGCCAUUCCACCUCCAGCGACCUUCGGGCAAGCUUGUUUCUCAGGUGGAAAGCACAUACCUGGGUUUUUGUGGGAUUGGGUUUCAGAUGGUUUUUAUCAUAGUAUAGAGCUAAGUCUCCCAGGGCAUCUGUCAGUUUCACUUCGACUUCAUUGAAGGUUCUUCCCUGAGCUGCCACCGCUGUAUCAUCAGCGUAAAUAAAUUGCCUUGUUUGUUGGUGUAUGGGGUGGUCGUUGGUGUAUAUGUUGUAUAGAAUCGGCGCGAGGACACUUCCCUGUGGUAGCCCAUUUUUUUGGUCCCUCCACCGACUGUUCUUGGACUGGAGCGUUACGUAGAAGCGUCUAUUCUGGAGGAGACAUUUCACUAACCUUGUUAGUCGGAAAUCCUUUGUAGUUUCAUAGAGUUUUGCGAGUAUUUGAAAUAACACUUUUUUAGCAAAAACUUUCUUUGUUCAUAUAUUUUAACUCAGAGAAUAAAAGUUUAUUAUUUUUAAACAUAUGCAAUUGUUUUAACAAUAUUUCACAAACAAUAAUAAAAUUAGUUUGAUCAUUGUGGAAUUAAAAUAUUAAAAUACAACAAAAUAUAGAGUAAGAAAAUAAUAUAUUAGAUAAAGAUUCGAACAAAUUUUGGUGUAAAUCAACUUGUGUGAAUCGAACACCGCUGUUCUGCGCGUAGCACCAAAAAUUAAUGUUAAUUUAAAAAAUUUCCUGACGCCGUGGUAAUUAAUCAAUUUUAAUUUUGCAAAUUGCAAAUGAAAGGUACAGUACACUUCUAUAAGCAAAAAAAAAUUCAACUUGCUAUCUGCUUUAUUUUCAGUCCUGCAACAUUUAAAAAAAAGAUCUUUUUUUGCGAAAGCUGGAUUGCAAAAUUUAUUUUGCAAAAUCUAUUAAACCGAUCUUAAUGAAAUUUACAGUGUUGUUUUACUAUAUCAUAAAGUUUUUUUGGGUAAAAUACAAAGGUCUUAAGUGUAGCGUAAAUGGUUGGAAAACGUAAAAUGCGAAUACUUGUUUUUGUAUGGUUUCUUUCGUAAUUAUGGCUAUUUUGCAACAAGGGUGACUAUUUUUUAAAUUGUUAACCAAUUCUGUAUUGUAAGAAAUUUAAUUACGCAACUUUUAUGUCAGUACAACUUUUCUCAGAAAUGAAUACUUUUAAAUCUAUAAUCAAAAAACCAAUAAAAAAAUCGAAUUUUUCCUUUAUAUUUUGACAUUUUGAUAAUUUAAACAAUGUUCCGGACCAUUUUGAGUGGGAGGAUAACUCAAAUAUUAUUAUUUGAGUUAUUUUCAAGCAAUUUCUGCAAAAAAAUUUGAGUCACCUCUCAACGUCCAUCUCAAAACAGAUGCACCCUGGGCUAAUACCAGUACAAAGCGGAAUCAGACAAGGUGACUCGUUAAGCCCACUGCUCUUUAAUAUAAUAAUGGACGAAAUAAUAAAAACAGUACGUAUAGGUCAUGGUUACAGAAUGGGGAACACAGAAAUCCAAAUAUUAUGUUAGGCAGACGACGCCGCAUUAAUCGCUGAGACAGAAGACGAUCUCCAAAGAUUAACACACAUCUUCAAUACAACAGCCAAUAAAUACAAUAUGAUAAUAUCAGCAGAAAAACCAAAUGUAUGACAACACCUAAAUACCCACUACGAUGUAAAAUCGAAAUUGAUGGGAAAAUAAUAAAGCAGGAAGCAAGGUUUAGAUAUCUGGGAAUAGAUAUAACUAGUUACGGAGAUGUUGAAGAAGAAGUACGACAAUAAAGCUUAAAAGCAAGUAAAGCGGCGCGGCGGAUCUCUUAAUGACACAAUCUGAAAGAGCAAACACCUAAGUCAAGAUACAAAAGCAAGAAUCUGUAAAGCACCAAUUAGACUUAUAUGGACAUACACGGCGGAUACAAGACCUGACACAUCUAAAACGAGACGACUACUAGAAACAACAGAGAUUAAAAUACUUCGACGAAUAUCAGGAAAAAGUUUGUUGGAUAGGGAGAGAAGCGAAAACGUAAAAAGAGAAUGCAAUGUCGAAGACAUAAAUGGAUGGGUGACAAAACGGAAACAAGAGUGGAACGAACACAUUGGGAGAAUGGCAGAGCAUAGAAUAGUACGAAUAGCACCAGAUAUGUCACCAAAUUGACGAAGAAGUAUUGGCAGACCAAGAAAAGAUGGUGCGAUAAUUUAGUUAGGAGGCUAAUAGUGGAAGUUAGGAGGCUAAUAAUGAAGAAGAAAUAGGCUUUAAAGCCUACAUACAGAAGGCUUUAUCGUCUCAAGAAGAAGAAGAAUUUAUCAUCUCAAAGACGUUUAAUAAUUUAAGUUAAGUAUUUGUACACAAGUAUUACCACCAAAUAAACAUUAAGUAUUAGAAAAGAAUUCAAGCCGAGAAUCAACCUUUGGGAUAGCUUCAUUUAUACUUGGCAAGCUUACUGGUUGAAAGUACAUGUGGCCAUUAAACAUGCCAUAUGUGUAAACAACAGGAAAGUGCACUUGAUAGCACUGUCCUCUUGUUUACAUAUGGCAAGUUUAGUGGCCACAUGAACUUUCAGCCAGUAAACUUGCCAAAUGUAAAUGAGGCUAAUGAUAAAGAUGGCAACUUGCUCACCCAAAGAUGGGUUAAGCUUCAUUUACAUUUAGCAAGCUUACUGGCUGAAAGUACUUGCGGCCACUAAACUUGUCAUGUGUAAACAACAGGAAAGUGCUAGCAAGUGUAUUUCCUGUUGUUUGCACAUGGCAAGUUUAAUGGCGUUACAUUAAAGCAAACCGAAUAAAAUGGGCGGGUCACGUGCUAAGAUCGAGUGACGAAAGACUUCUGAACGCCACAUUCUGGGAAAGACCCAAUGGCAGAAGGUCAGUUGGUCGCCCAAGAAAGAGAUGGAAGGACGCAGUAGCCAGUGAUCUACGCAAAAUGGGAGUACAGCAAUGGGAAAAAGCUGCUCAGGACCGAUAACAAUGGAGGGAAAUAGUAAACGCGGCCAAGACUCACAGAGUUGUAGAGCCAAAAUUUGGCUUUACAACUCAUUUAAUGAUGAUGAUGAUGAAGUUUAAUGGCCACAAGUACUUUGGCCACUCAAGUACAAGUCAUUUGUAUUUGGGUGGUGUCGUUAAUUUUUCGGCAUAGGUAGAAAGUAGUAAAUGCUAAUCUAUUGUACGUUUAAUUAUUAUACCUGCUAUUCAGUAUAUUUACCUCUCGAAACUUCAUGAUGUCACUCAAAUAAAAAUGACUUUGUAAUAAGUAAGUUAAGGUGUCUGCAAUAAUUUGUUGGCAACUAUACACCGUUAAAAUGCAAAUAAGGCAUAAGAUGUUUAGAGUUUUACUCUAAUUUUUACUAUUUUACUGUUUUCAUGCGUAUUAAAAUUGUUGAAUCAUAGUUUAUAUUAAUGCAUUAUAUGCAAUAAUGCAUAGGUAUAUAUGCAACGAUUGCAUAUAUAAUCAACAAUGAUUUCAGUGUCUGCAUUUUUUGUCCAGCAGUAUAGAUCACCUGAUUCAUUUUUUAAACAUUCUUCUUUCAAUUUGUUUCAUGUAAUAUAGUAUUAUUUAUUUAUAA